AUGAAAGAAAACUGUGCACCAUCCUUUACAAAAAGUACUACCUCCUUAAUCCAAGAGGAGUUUUCUCAGGUCCAUGGCGUGAAGGAAGAUAUAAAAGACUUGGAAAGUAAGCUCACUAGUAUCCAAGGUGUGGUUGAAGAUGCAGAGAACAAGCAAGUGAAUGAUCCACAUCUGAAAGAUUGGCUCAAAAAGCUCCAGGAGGCAGCUUUUGAUGCAGAAGAUGCAUUGGAUACUAUUACAACAGAAGCCUUUCUUUGGAAACAAAGGCAGAAGGAAGAUAUAAUCCAGCCUCAUCUGAGUAAAUCCAAAAUAUCCUAUAAACAUGAUGCAAUACAUUGUGUCAAAAAGAUUACAGAAACAUUCAAUAGGAUUGCCAAAGAAAUGGAAGGUUUUCAUCUUGACAUCAAAGUUAAUGGCCGUGAGAUUGAGAGCCCAAACUACACAGGCUAUUUUGUGGACAAGUCAAAUGUAGUUGACAGGGAGGAUGAUAAAGAAAGGAUAACACAUAUGCUACUAUUGAAUGAAUUCGAUAAAGAAGGAGAAAUUUCUGUGAUUCCCAUCAUCGUCAUUGACGACAAGGAGAUAUUCAACAUGCAUGAUCUUAUCCAUGAAUUGGCACUAUCAAUUUCAAGCCCCAAUUGUUGUCUGAUAAAUGAUAACAGGUCAUACAGUUUCUCUGAACAAUCUCAUCAUGUGAGCUUGCUUGGUAAAGAUGUCGAGCAGCCUAUGUUGACGAUUGUUGAGAAUGCUAGGAAGCUGCGGUCACUUCUAUUUCCUAGUCACUACCUGAAAAACUUUGGUCAAGCCCUUGACAGAGCAUUUCAUACAAUGAGAUACUUCCGGACCUUGGAUCUUAGUUCAAGUAUGAUCUUGGAAUUGCCCAGCUCAAUUGAUGAGUUGAAGUUGUUACGCUACCUUGACCUCUCUAGAACAGAAAUCAAAUUUCUGCCCAACUCAAUUUGUAAUCUCUAUAAUUUGGAAACACUGAAACUCUUGGGGUGCCCUUGGCUUUUCAAAUUGCCCAAGGACCUUGGGAACUUGGUUAAUUUGCGACAUAUGGAGCUCGAGGAUUUAUUCUGGUUCAAGUUCUCCGUCCUGCCUCCAAAAGUGGGGAACUUAACCCGUCUGCAGAAUUGGCAUGCAUUUCGGGUUGGCAACAAGAUUGGAUACAGAAUUGAAGAACUGAAGAACAUGGCAUAUCUCUCAGGAACAUUACAUAUCUCACAGCUAGAAAAUGUGGUUAAUGUAGUGGAGGCUAAGAUGAAUGAGAAGAAGUACCUUAGGAAGUUGGUGUUUGAAUGGAGUGACAGGGUUGUCAAUACACAUGAUGAUGCAACUGAAAAAAUUGUACUUGAAGGCCUACAACCUCACUCAAACCUCAAAGAGCUCCAAAUUUGUCAAUACAGGGGCAAUGAAUUUCCAGCUUGGAUGAGAGAAGGGCAGCUCCAAAAUUUGGUUAGUAUUACCUUGAAUGAUUGCACAAAUUGCAAAACUCUCACUCUUGGUGAGAUACCCAAUCUUCGAGUUCUCUGCGUCAAAGGUAUGCAGGAGUUGGAGAAAUGGCCAGAGGAUUGGAGUGAAGUAGUGACGGCUUGGGAGCCUAUGUGUGGGUCCUGGUUUAAUUUGUUGGAACUGAAUGUAACAAGCUGCCCCAAGUUACAGACACUGCCAAUAGACUUCGCUCCACAAAAGUUGGAGAUCAGUGGGUGUGAGUUAUUAGUUGCUCUCCCACAACCACAUUUUGCUGAACGUCUUCAGCAUUUAGCACUGGAUGCAUGUCUUGAUGGAACAUUAGUGAGGGCAAUAGCAAAUACUAGCUCUCUAUACUCACUGGUUAUAUCCGGCGUCUCAAACCUCACCUCACUUCCACAAUGGCCCCAGCUUCCUGGCCUCAAGGCAUUGUACAUUCGUGAUUGCAAAGAUCUGAUGUCUUUGUCCGAAAGCAAAGAAGCGUCACUGUCAACUUUGUUAUCUCUCACACUACUUUCCAUUCGAAACUGUCCAAUGCUUGUGAAAUUAACAGAGGAGCUACCUGCUACGCUGGAGUGUUUAAGUAUUGGCUCAUGCCCCUUUCUACAGUCUCUAGGCCCCAAGGAGAUACUGAAAAGCCUCCCUUCGCUCAAAGACCUUUACAUUGAGGACUGCCCUAUGCUCCAGUCCUUGCCUGAAGAUGGGCUUCCUAGCUCUCUUCAACAUUUGCAAAUACAAAGAUGUCCACUAUUGACAGAGCGUUGUCAAAUGGAGGAAGGAGGUGGAGGAGGUCCAGAUAGGCCAAAGGUUAUGCACAUUCCUGACCUGGAGAUUGAUUUCCCUACAGCUUCUUCAACAUCAGCUUAG
Molecule: messenger RNA, 2337 nt
Organism: Quercus lobata
Lineage: Eukaryota; Viridiplantae; Streptophyta; Magnoliopsida; Fagales; Fagaceae
Product: putative disease resistance protein RGA1
Exons: 4
Coding region: 1-2337 (778 amino acids)
Source: RefSeq, a predicted model, not a curated record